Messenger RNA from Lutzomyia longipalpis, 3125 nucleotides. Its product is annotated as protein escargot-like. Gene Ontology annotation, biological process: regulation of DNA-templated transcription. Lineage: Eukaryota; Metazoa; Arthropoda; Insecta; Diptera; Psychodidae. The transcript is spliced from 2 exons. Gene Ontology annotation, molecular function: DNA-binding transcription factor activity, RNA polymerase II-specific; RNA polymerase II cis-regulatory region sequence-specific DNA binding. The record is from RefSeq and is a predicted model, not a curated record. Bases 775 to 2208 code for a protein of 477 amino acids.
AAGAGCAACCCUCGCGCGAUCACUUUGCAAUCCCGGGCGCGCGAGAUUUAUUUUCAUGUGCGCGCCCGGUGUGCCUCAGUCAGCGAUUGGUGAUCGUGCUCGAUCAACGGUUCUCGACUUCUUCGUCGCCUUCCCCAUAUUGCACUGGGUGAGCAUUCUAACACACACCUGUCUGUCCCACCAGGCCUAUCGGUCGGAGUUCCGCCUUUUCAGGUUUCUCCGUGAAGGGGGAAUAUGUUUGCUGCGUGCUCAUUGGCCAGACGGCACGUGCGCCAGUGCCAGGUGCCGUAUGGAGGGGAUGGUGGUAUAAAAAGAGGUUACCAACACCAAAUCCGGCAUUCAAGGCUCGACGCCUCAUGUGAAAGGUUGCUGCCUCAGCACAGUUCGUUUGCUUCUUUUUUGUGUUUUACAUUUUUGGUGUGUUUAUUUCUUCUCUUCUCUCAUCUUUUGAGUUUGGUGUGUUGCACAGUGCUACAAUUCCAACAAAACUUUGAGCACUACAGCGCUCUGAAAGCCGCAAGUGUUGAGACAUUUUAUGUGUGUUACCUGUGGAUGGAUUUUCGUUCAAGAGAAGGAGAAAAAAAUAAGAAGAGAGUGCUAAUCAACUGACAAAGCAAUUAAAGACAAUUUUAUUUUGUUCGUGAAUCCACAAUUACGACAAAUUAAAACUUCUGUUUUCUCAAAAAAAAAAAAAAGACAAAAAUUGAAUAAAAAAGUUUUCUUGUGUGUGAGGAAAAGGAUUUGUUGUGUGCAAAUUGAAAAUUUAAUGAAAAUAUGCCAACAUCCAUCAUGCAGAAAAACUACAGUCACUGUCCUCUUAAGAAACGGCCAGUUCACAUUGUCCGUGAGGAGAUUAUUAAACAAGAAGAAUUUGAUUCGGAUGAACCUGAGAAUUUGAGUACAAAACCAGAAGACUUGUCAAAGAGUGGCGGCAAGUAUGCAAAGAAAUCCCCAACUCCUGUUUCAAGGAGUCCCUCACCACAGAGGCAUAGUGUAGCCAUUCCAACGCCACAGUACCCAAGUGUACCCCUAAACUACCAUGCCUCCAUCAAGUCUGACCCUGCAGCUGCUCUACGAACGACAGAUCCCCUAAACUAUGCAAGUCCCACCAAUUGGCAUAAGCCAAUUUCAUCCCCUGCUGCAUCCCCAUACCCCUACCUCCCACUCCCAGGGUAUGUUCUACCCUUUCCCGGUGAUCACUACGGAACUAUCUACCCACACCCACCGUCACCCACGCGUUCUGACCAACUAUCACCGUAUGCACCGAGAGAUUCAUCCGUUUCCCCACCUGCCCAUGGAUUCUUGGCUACUGCCCCGCCGAGGAUACUCCAUCAGAGGGAUGCUUCGCUGUCACCACCGAUUCUCAUGCAACCCUACGCAACGGAUCUCCGUCGAAUUCAUCACAACAAUAAUAAUGUGAUCAAGACCGAACACUAUGGGCAUCAUCGUUUUAUGCCAUACCUCGGACAUCACCAAUCCCUCAUGAUGCCCGUUGAUCACUCAUCGCUCUCCCCAACGUCCAGCCACGCAUCGUAUAAUUCACUAAUGUCCUCACGGAGAUCCACAUCCCCCUCAUCGAGUGCUUCAACCCCGGAGGAUCUCUCAGCUGCACCCCAUCCGCUACGCCCGUUGACGGAGAAAUCCACAUCAAGUGCCAAUAUUCAAAAGAUUAAGAAAGACAGUGAGAAGUCAAGUGCAAAUGGUGCUCCGCGGUAUCAGUGUCCCGACUGUGGUAAAUCCUACUCCACAUUCUCAGGCCUCUCGAAGCAUCAGCAAUUCCAUUGCCCCGCAGCUGAGGGAAAUCAAGCAAAGAAGUCCUUUAGUUGCAAGAAUUGUGACAAAGUUUACGUGAGUCUGGGGGCACUGAAGAUGCACAUUCGUACCCACACCCUCCCGUGCAAGUGCCAUAUAUGCGGGAAGGCAUUUUCACGGCCAUGGCUCCUGCAGGGACACAUAAGGACGCACACGGGGGAGAAGCCCUUCAAUUGCCAACACUGCCAGCGUGCCUUUGCGGACAGAUCUAAUCUACGGGCGCACCUUCAGACGCAUUCGGACAUCAAGAAGUACUCCUGUUCGUCCUGCAGCAAGACCUUCAGUCGAAUGUCUCUGCUCACGAAGCACACAGACGGUGGAUGUCCGGGGCUGCAGAUGAACACAGCUAACAGCUACACAGGUACAAUGCCCCCCAAGGACAUCAGUAUGUACUAAAGGAUGCAGCAGCAUCCACCUCUCCCGAAAUGCACAAAGACUGAUCUCUCACGCAGCCACCGAGAAUUUCUUCUAUGAGCCACGGGCUCUUCAAGUAAGCACUGAUUUCACAUGAAAAAAAAUCACGCGAAAAGUGACUUUUCCAAUAUUUCUUUUAGUUAAUUUUUUUCUAUUAAAAAAAUACCUUUCAUCCUGAUUUAUAAGAGUUUUAAAAGAAAAAAUCCUCCUUUAAGUGUUUGAAAAGACAUUCGUGUCAUAAAAAUGUUCUGAAGAAAUAAUUUAUUGUCAUUCCUUUUAGAUGUUUAAGAUCUUUUUUUUUAAAUGUAUUUUUCCACAUAAGGCGAGAAGUUGACCAAAAAUUAGUUUCUAGGUGUGUGCUAAACUCCCGCGCGCUAAAUGCGAGAGGAAGCUAGUCAAUUAAAUGAGCACGGUACUUGAUUUUUUUCUCUAUAGAUCUCAAGACACAACCCCCCAAAAAAUAUUAAACAUGUGAAGAAAAUCCCCGUAAAAAUCAUUUUCACUUCGAAUUUUUCUACUAAAAAAUUGGCUAAAAAGAAAUCUUUUGGAUCAUGAUGCUUAAAUUCUCUGAAAAAAAAGAAAAUUGUGCCUUAAGAAAAUGUUGUGCUAAAGAUAAAAAAUCCAAGAGAAAUCUAAGAAAAGACAAACAUUUCUACAAACAAAAGAAGAAAUAGAAAAAGCGAGCAAGGUUAAGAAUAAGAGUGUAAAAAAAGAGAGUUAGUGUAAGAGAUCAUGUAUAAAAGAAAAAAGCUGUGUAAAUAGCAUAGAAUAGGAUGAGAUUAUUUAAUAUAUAUAUUUUUAUGUAAACAUUGAGUUAAGAUGAGAAUACAUAUAAUUACAAUGUAUAAGAAGAGUGUUUAUUUUUGCAAAAAAUAAACUAAAUUACAAUAAUAUUGAAC